This is a messenger RNA of Petromyzon marinus (sea lamprey), 1442 nucleotides long. The record is from RefSeq and is a predicted model, not a curated record. NCBI's taxonomy places the organism in Eukaryota, Metazoa, Chordata, Hyperoartia, Petromyzontiformes, Petromyzontidae.
CAACAACAACAACACCACUCGAAGCAGCAACAGCAACAACAGCACUCGAAGCAGCAGCAACAACAACAAGAAGCGAGGCGGUGGUGGUGGUGAGAGCCAUCGUCGCUAACGAUGACUGCGCGACUCUUGAGCGCCACGUGCCCGCGAAUGGCUGCCCGGGGUGCCCGCGCGGGGCGGCUGCGCCUGGCGGCCCCGACUCGGGGGGCCUCCUCGGGGGGCCCCGAGGAGGCCCCCCUCAAGCGCACGCCUCUGCACGACUUCCACAGGCAGCACGGCGGCAGGAUGGUGGGGUUCGCCGGCUGGAGCAUGCCCGUGCAGUACAAGGAGAGCCUCAUCUCGUCGCACCUGCACACGCGCGAGCGCUGCUCCGUCUUCGACGUUUCGCACAUGAUGCAGUGCAAGGUGCUGGGCAGGGACGCGGUGGCCUUCAUGGAGAGCCUCACCGUGGCCGACGUGGCCGGCCUCAAGGACGACCAGGCCACCCUGUCUCUGCUCACCAACGACGCAGGGGGCAUCGUCGACGACCUCAUCGUCACCAAGACCUCCAAGGGACACCUCCACGUGGUGUCGAACGCCGGCUGCGCCGACAAAGACCUGGCGCGCAUGCGGGAGCGCCUGCGCGAAUUCAAGAGCGCGGGCCGCGACGUCGACCUGGAGGUCGUGGACGCCGCUCUGCUGGCCGUGCAGGGCCCAGCCACGGCCAGGGUCCUGCAGGCCGGCGUGUCGGAGGACCUCGGCGGGCUGGCCUUCAUGCACAGCGCCGAGAUGAGCGUCUUCGGCGUGGCCGGCUGCCGCGUCACUCGCUGCGGCUACACGGGCGAGGACGGCGUGGAGAUAUCCGUGGCCCCGGAGCACGCGGUGGGCCUCGUCGAGACGCUGCUGCAGCAGCAGCGGCUGCGGCGCAACGUCGGCGGCGAGGAGGAGGAGGAGGUGGUGAAACUCGCGGGCCUGGGGGCCCGCGACAGUCUGCGGCUGGAGGCGGGCCUCUGCCUGUACGGCAACGACAUCGACGAGACGACGACGCCCGUGGAGGCCGCCUUGCUGUGGACCAUCGGCAAGAGGAGGCGAGCCGAGGGGAACUUCCCCGGUGCCGGUGUCAUCCUGGGGCAGAUCGCCGAGAGGCCGGCGAGGAAGAGGGUCGGCCUCGUCUCGUCGGGGCCUCCCGCACGCCAGCGCGCGCCCAUUGUCGACGGGCAGGGCGAGAAGAUCGGCGAGGUGACCAGCGGGUGUCCGUCGCCGUGCCUCAAGAAGAACAUCGCCAUGGGGUACGUGCCGAGCGGCCUCGCAAAGCCGGGGACGCGGCUGCGAGUGGAGGUCCGCAAGAAGUUGGUAGACGUCGUCGUGAGCAAGAUGCCCUUCGUGCCCACGCGUUACUUCGCGGGCGUUUGACGAGCCGAGAAGUUGCUCCCCCACGUGUCAAAAGGGGGUGGUGGGAAAAAAAA